AUGUGGGCUAUUGCAGGCUUGAUAUCGGUGCUUCUAGCCCAGGCUGCUGCAUUUGACUGCUCUGCCAAAGAAUUGGAGCAUUACAACUUUGAGCUCUUGAAAGGGAUUCAUCUGGUGACUUCUCUCAAGGAUACGCCUCCUUCACAGACAAAUUUGACGUGGUAUUUCGGCAUUUGUGAGCCGAUUAAAGAAGGUCUUGAUGCCUGUCCCCAGAAUCUGGACGUAUGUGGAAUCACCUCAAUCAUUUUGAAAGGUGACAGCAAGAACAGGGUCAUUCUGGAAAUUGUAAGCUUCAACACCAACUUACAGAAGACAUAUGAACCCUUUUCUGAUUCUGAAAUCGAUUCUACAGGUAUUGCAAUUUCGUAUACUGGCGCCACUUGGGGAGACAAUAGCAUAAAUGCUGCACUCCGCUUUGUUUGUCCGCCCAAGAAUAACGAACAUAUACUCGACAAGUUCAAAUUAGACAGCUGGGACGGGAAGAAAUUGAAAGCUUCUAUGUAUUCAAAGGCUGCUUGUAUAACCAGUGAUAAGGAUAAAUUGAAGCCGCCACCAAAGAAACCUGACAAUGGCGAGUCCUGGGGCUGGUUCACGUGGAUAUUCAUCUUCUUGGUGUUGUUCUUAUCGAUCUACAUCGUCGGCGGAGCCUGGUUCCAGUACAACAAGGGCAAUGCAAUCGACUUCUCCAGCGCCUUGAGAGAGGUGUUGGACAACUUUGUAGAGUUGUUGAAGGGAAUACCUGCCUUCAGCAGAGAGAUCAUCGAGAAGUUCACCAGCAACAGCAACAGAGGCGAAUAUAGUGCUGUGUAG
This is a messenger RNA of Scheffersomyces stipitis CBS 6054, 810 nucleotides long. RefSeq lists its product as uncharacterized. The record is from RefSeq and is a predicted model, not a curated record. Lineage: Eukaryota; Fungi; Ascomycota; Pichiomycetes; Serinales; Debaryomycetaceae. Bases 1 to 810 code for a protein of 269 amino acids. The transcript has a single exon.